Didymosphaeria variabile is the source of this 894-nucleotide messenger RNA. It is a transcript of the gene POR1, whose product is annotated as Mitochondrial porin. The transcript has 6 exons. Gene Ontology annotation, biological process: monoatomic anion transmembrane transport. The record is from RefSeq and is a predicted model, not a curated record. Bases 1 to 894 code for a protein of 297 amino acids. Lineage: Eukaryota; Fungi; Ascomycota; Dothideomycetes; Pleosporales; Didymosphaeriaceae. Gene Ontology annotation, molecular function: voltage-gated monoatomic anion channel activity. Gene Ontology annotation, cellular component: mitochondrial outer membrane.
AUGGCCGAUGCCUACGUUGCACAGAAGAUCGCUGCGGUCCUCCCGCCGCCCGCUUUCAGCGACAUUGCGAAGUCAUCCAACGACCUCAUCAACAAGGACUUCUACCACGCUGCUGCAGCCCAGCUCGAGGUCAAGCUCAAGGCUCCCAACGGUGUCAACUUCACCGCCAAGGGCACGUCGGCGCAUGAUGGACCCGUCUCUUCCUCGCUCGAGGGCAAGAAGUCGCUCUCCAACGGCAUCAGCAUCACCCAGUCGUGGAAUACUGCCAACCUCCUCGCCACCAAGGUUGAGCUCAAUGACACCCUCGCCUCUGGCCUGAAGACUGAGAUCCUCAACAACUUCAAGCCUGAUGCCGGCAACCAGGGCCAAAAGGUCAACUUCUUCUUUAAGCAGAACAACUUCCACGGCCGUGUCUUCGGUGAUCUCAAGGCCUCUGGCGCCGUCAGUGCCAUCGCCGAUGCUGUCCUGAGCCACGAGGGCUUCCUCGUCGGUGGUGAGGUCGGCUACGACGUCCAAAAGGCUGCCAUCACCAAGUACUCCGCUGCCGUCGGUUAUACCACCCCCAUCUACAACGCCGCCAUUACCGCCACCAACUCUCUCAGCGUCUUCUCCGCUGCCUACUACCAGAAGGUCAACACCGCCGUUGAGGCUGGUGCCCGCGCCACCUGGGAUUCCAAGGCCCAGGGUGCCGUUGGCCUUGAGCUUGCUGCCAAGUACAAGAUCGACCCUGCGUCGUUCGCCAAGGCCAAGAUCAACAACCUCGGCAUUGCGUCCCUCGCCUACAACACCAAGGUCAACAGCGGCCUAACCUUCGGCGUUGGUGGCUCUUUCGAUACCCAGAAGCUCAACGAGUCUGGUCACAAGCUCGGCACCAGCUUUACUUUUGAGGGAUAA